This is a messenger RNA of Pyricularia grisea, 1513 nucleotides long. RefSeq lists its product as uncharacterized. The record is from RefSeq and is a predicted model, not a curated record. The transcript is spliced from 2 exons. The coding region runs from base 326 to 1204 and encodes 292 amino acids. NCBI's taxonomy places the organism in Eukaryota, Fungi, Ascomycota, Sordariomycetes, Magnaporthales, Pyriculariaceae.
UCUGGACUAAACCCGAAUGAUUCCAUUACAGGAGACAGAGUUCAUCUUUGAAACCCGGCACACGACUUAAAAUACGUAAUCAAAUGAUAUUUUAUGACAGACAACACUCCUUCUUCUUCUUAUUCUAGCGUAAAACAAACUGUCCUAUAACCAACCAUCAAGCCACGCGUUUGUUUGCCUUUGACCAUUUACUAUCCACGUUCGAAGCUCCGCCACUCACGGCGCCGCUCCAAGGCCAGGUUCUGGCUUCGCAAGCCAGUUCGCCCCAACUCUCUCAUUACCAACUGAAGUGUUACAAGUCCCCCAACUCUCGCUCGCCAUCAUCAUGGCGGCUCCCAAGUUCAAUUCUAAAUCUCCCACCAUACGGCGCAUCCUCCGUGAAGCUCAGGAGCUUUCAACCUCGCCAUCCCCAGACUACACAGCGACCCCGAUCGAGUCGGACCUGUUCGAGUGGCACUUUACGCUCAAGGGCCCUCCGGACUCGGUCUACGCCGAGGGCGUCUACCACGGCCGCAUAGUGCUCCCGCCGACGUACCCGCUCCGCCCACCGUCGUUCCGCUUCGUCACCCCUUCGGGCCGAUUCGAGGCCAACCGCGAGAUCUGUCUGUCCAUCUCGGGCCACCACGAGGAGACGUGGCAGCCCGCCUGGGGCGUCCGCACCGCCCUCGUCGCCCUCCGCUCCUUCAUGGAGACAGACCCCAAGGGCCAGCUGGGUGGGCUCGAGACAACCGACGCGGUCCGGAGACGCCUGGCGGCCGAGUCGAGGGCGUUUAGAUGUGCCAUCUGCGCCAAGUCCAACGCGGACAUCAUCGCCGAGGCGGAAGCUGCGUCCAAGGACGCCGAGGGCCAGUCGGCUGAGGUGGUUGUGCCGGACGAGCUGAAGAUGGGCUGGCGGGACGAGAUGGCCCAAGCGGGUGGUAGCGGUGGUGCUGCUCCGGCUGCUUCUGCUGCGGCAGUUCAUGACUCCGAGACUGCCGCGCUGGCCGAGGGUUUCGUGCCGACUACUGCACCCGCACCCGCGCCCGCACCACCUCAGCCUACGAGGACGAUACCGCUUCCUCCAGUGCAGCAUCAUCAUCAGCAUCAGCAGCUAGCGCAACUGGUUCACUACUCCGACGAUGGCGUGCUCGCCUGGCUGGACAGGGCCAUCGUCAUCGUGGGGCUUCUUUUGGUGGCCAUGUUUCUCAAGUUGCUGGUAGCUUGACGCAUUGGCGGUGAUGGGCCACCCAUAUGAAGCUUUUUCCUUUUUGUUCCCUCACUUCUCAGCCUUUCAGAUUAUCUCACUUGUGUACAAAAAUACCCCACGUAGAUGAGUGAGCAGGUAAAAGGCAUGCCGUUCAUAAUUGGUUUAGAAUCAUGGCGUUUGGGAGUUUUGUUUGAUGGGUAUUGUAAUCAGUCAGCGUUUUUUUUUAAAGCAGAAUCGAGUUCAAAUUGUACUAUGAUGGACGGAUGAAUGUUCCCCAUGGGCGCAAACACAGUACCAGUACACACACCUACAAAGCAAUAAAUUUUA